UUUAAGCAAUAAGCAAACUUGAGAAUAAUAGCGAAUAUUGUUUGGUUUGAUCAUUUCUGACUUGAGUUCUUUUUUUGUGUUUCUAAUGAAAUAUCAACAAAAUAGCCAGAAAAUGGCUGGAAGCUCAAAAGAGUUCAGAUGCGGUAGUAAUAUGUCUCAGGAAUCAGUUAAGAUUGUGGCUGAAUCAAUUGGUUUGUCUAAUAUUUCCGAUGAAGCCGCAAAAAUACUAGCUGAUGAUGUCAGUUACCGGAUGAAAAUGAUUAUCCAGGAUGCCAAGAAAUUUAUGAGUCAUUCCAAACGCAAGCGACUAAGUGUUACAGAUAUUGAUCACUCUUUAAAAGUCAAAAAUAUAGAACCAGUCUAUGGUUUUACUAGUCGAGAGUUUAUACCUUUUCGAUUCGCCAGUGGUGGUGGACGUGAAAUUUAUUUUACUGAAGAAAAAGAAAUGGAAUUGAGUGAUAUAGUUGGAGCACAAAUGCCAAAACUACCCCUUGACGUUGCUGUGAAAGCUCACUGGUUAAGUAUUGAAGGUAUCCAACCCACCAUUCCAGAAAACCCACCUCCGAUUUCAAAAGAUCAGCAAAAGCUUGAAAGUAUGGAUCCCUCUGCUAAGACGCCUAAAAUUGGAGCCAACAAAAACUCAAAGGAAGAAAUUUCUAAACAGCUUGAAAUUGUUCGCUUGAAGCAGCUUGCUACUCAUGAAUUGUCUGUGGAGCAGCAGUUAUAUUACAAAGAAAUAACUGAGGCUUGUGUUGGAUCAGACGAGCCACGCAGAGCUGAAGCUCUUCAAAGUCUUGCUUCUGAUCCAGGUUUGUACCAGAUGCUACCACGUCUAAGUCAGUUUAUUUCAGAAGGGGUGAAAGUGAAUGUUGUUCAGAACAACUUAGCACUACUCAUUUAUCUCAUGAGAAUGGUGAAGGCUUUAUUGGAUAAUCAAACUUUGUUUUUGGAGAAAUAUCUUCAUGAACUCAUCCCUGCUGUUUGUUCAUGUAUAGUGAGCAGACAGUUGUGUACAAGACCAGAUGUUGAUAACCACUGGGCUCUGAGAGAUUUUGCUUCUCGUUUGAUAGCUCAAAUUGCUAAAAAUUUUAACACCACAACAAGCAAUGUGCAGACAAGAGUGACUAGAAUGUUUCAUCGUUCUCUAGCCAAUGAUAAAAUGCCUUUAUCUUCUCAUUAUGGUAGUAUAUCUGGAUUAUCAGAGUUGGGACCAGAGGUGGUACGCAGCUUUAUAAUUCCUAGAGUGAAGGCCAUAGGGGAACGUAUAAAGCAAUGUCUCGAAGGUCCCAUGACCACCAGUGUAGAUAAGAGUGCAGCAGAGCACAUAAAGCAGCUUAUAUUGCGAAUUUUAACACCUGUAUUGAAGACAGGAAGCUCCUUUGGAGAUAGCCUUGAUGAGUAUAAAAAUGAGUUCGGUUAUUUAGGACCUUUCCUGCACAGCCAAGUUAUGCGUGCAAAACAAACUACGACAACUGUUUCAACUACAGCAAGGACUUCAUUUACUGUGACUCAGCCCCGGAUGAUACCGGCUAUACCCAGGCCUCCUACGAUAGUGGCAGUGCCCCGAACUUCACAAACACCAGGAGCUCCGUCGCCCACUGGACCCAAGUACGUGAUAGUGACACCAACAGCGAGACCUGGCACUCCAGUAUCAACUGUAAAUCAACCAUCUCCCACUCCUACUAGCGUAAUAAACUCGACCACCCUUCUUAAAAUUGUAACAACACCUUCUGCGUCCAGCAAAACUGUUACUACUACACCAUCAUUGGCGAAGCUUGUAGUUUUGCAGGCUGCUGAAGGCAGUAUCAAAUCAGAGCCGGCUUCUCCAAUCUGCAGUCGUCCUGCAACGCCUGAGGUAACGGCUCAUGUCUCUACCGAUAUCAUGGAUCAAAGCUGAUAUUGGUAUCAGUAGUAUUUAUUGUAAAUGUAUAUAAACGUAUAAAAAGUUUUUUUUU
This is a messenger RNA of Parasteatoda tepidariorum (common house spider), 1955 nucleotides long. RefSeq names its product TBP-associated factor 6 (gene Taf6). Gene Ontology annotation, cellular component: transcription factor TFIID complex; SLIK (SAGA-like) complex; SAGA complex. The record is from RefSeq and is a predicted model, not a curated record. NCBI's taxonomy places the organism in Eukaryota, Metazoa, Arthropoda, Arachnida, Araneae, Theridiidae. Gene Ontology annotation, molecular function: RNA polymerase II general transcription initiation factor activity; protein heterodimerization activity; transcription coactivator activity. Gene Ontology annotation, biological process: transcription initiation at RNA polymerase II promoter; RNA polymerase II preinitiation complex assembly.